Messenger RNA from Penicillium angulare, 3822 nucleotides. RefSeq lists its product as uncharacterized. Gene Ontology annotation, biological process: phosphorelay signal transduction system; protein autophosphorylation. The coding region runs from base 1 to 3822 and encodes 1273 amino acids. Gene Ontology annotation, molecular function: histidine phosphotransfer kinase activity; phosphorelay sensor kinase activity. The record is from RefSeq and is a predicted model, not a curated record. The transcript is spliced from 2 exons. NCBI's taxonomy places the organism in Eukaryota, Fungi, Ascomycota, Eurotiomycetes, Eurotiales, Aspergillaceae.
AUGGAUAUAAAAUACGCAAACCAGAAGACUCAACAUCAUGCGGAUCGCAGAGUGAGGGAGCUUUACCGUUACUAUCAACCCACUUGUCCCUUGGGCGCAAUCCCAUCAUGGCUUUCCGCUGGCGGAGCUCCGUCGUCUAAUUUGGCCGGAUCACUCCCUACCGGCACUCCACCAGUCGCUGAUGUAUCAGAUGCUACUAGCAGCAAUGGUAGCUCGCGCCCAGCAACGGCGUUUGGCCCGGAAGCGCUGGUUCUGGGGUCAUCCAACAAUACCCUGACUUCUUUUGCGCAAUUAGCCGCGUUGCGCUUGAACGUGGAGCGUGCAUUCAUAUGCGUGCUCGAUCGAGAUAAACAACAUGUGAUAGCUGAAGCGACGAGGUCUCUAAAUUUAAAUGACGCAUCACUGCAUGAUAACAAGGACGGGAUUUGGCUGGGUGCCGCCGAUAGUCGAGACUCUUGGAAUGUUUGCAAGGACACGACGGCUUUACCUCCGUCUGAUCGCCAAAAUGCUCAAUAUCAACAUCUUGUUGUCGAAGAUAUGUCCGAAGAUGAGCGAUAUAGGAGUCUCCCCUUUGUUGCAGGCGAGCCUGGCUUCAAAUUUUACGCUGGAACCCCUUUGACUACCGACAAAAACAUCAACCUGGGGUGUUUUUUUGUCUUAGAUAAAAAGCCGCGUGGAUUGACAACUCUGGAGAAGGACACCCUCGGAUCAUUAUCUAUGCUAGUGAUGGAUUACAUGAAGAUUUGUCGCCAGGCCACUGAAGGCCGCCGGGCUGCUCGUCUAUCGCGAGGGUUGAGUUUUUUCGUGGAAGGAAGCUCCAGCUUUGUUAGUACUGUCGGCACAUCCACAACUCGAGCGGACAGCGCUGGGCCAACUUCUAUGACACCACCGUCAUCAAAUAAUCGAAGGAGCAUGUUCGGUGACUCUUCUCGCUCUCGUGAAGGGAAUAGCGCUGAAAAUUGUUCGCAAAAUGGAUCCCAGGACAAUGCAUCUAAUGUUGCAUCGCAAAGUCCACCGAACGAUCGAUCUUUGAGUAAUGAAGCACGUUCAUUCAGCUCUGGUGCCUCCGAGUCGAAACUUGACAUUGGGACAUCUGGAGCGGGAACAUCUAGAGCCGGGAGUUCUUUGCCAGACUGGAUUACAAAUAGUAGCCGCAACAUGCUCCCUCCGGACGACUCACAGGGCAAUUCGUGGUGCUUUCGACGCGCUGCAAAUCUACUUCGGGAAAGUCUUGAUCUGAGCAGUGAUGGCGGUGUAGCAUUUUUUGAGGCGAAUAAUACCCCUUUCCUAGAUGUGGACAGUGGGAGCGAUUGUUCUAGUGACGGUAGUGGACCAGCCUCCAUUCUUUCAUUAUCAACAAAUGAAGUUCCAUUCUCCUUUGGCCAGGCUCAUUCAACGACACCGGUCGCGAAUUUGGAUAGGUCAUUCUUAGCCGUGCUCCUUCGACGUUAUCCGAAAGGGAAACUUUGGUCUUUCCACCAGGAUCGAUUUCUUUCCAUAUCCGAUGAUGACGAUCAGACGCCUAGGGACCGGGCAUCUCCUGGCCCAAGUCGCUCCCCAUCCGAUAAUAACCAACUACCCCAAGUCUCUAAACCCGUCGCAAAGCGACGUAGAGCCGCGGAAAACACUUGGCUCAAUCAAUACUUUCCAAAUGCUACUCAAAUCAUGUUCGUGCCAUUAUGGAAUGCGGUGAAUUCCCAGUGGUUUUCGGGUUGCUUUUGCUGGACCACCGACGAGACACAAGUUUUUACAUCAGCUGUCGAGCUAAGCUCAGUUCUUGGGUUUGGAACGUCUGUAAUGGCUGAGUACAGCCGUAUUGAGUCCUUAAUAGCCGAUCGACAAAAGGGCGAUUUUAUUGGAAGUAUUUCGCAUGAACUCCGAAGUCCACUCCAUGGGAUUCUGGCCGCAGCGGAAUUUUUAAACAGCACCCAACUCAACGAGUUUCAGGAUUCAUUACUUGAGACAGUGAAUGCUUGUGGCAGAACUCUGCUUGACACCAUGAACCAAGUCCUCGAUUUCAGUAAAGUUGUUUCGCUUGAGCGGACAUGGAAAUCCAUGAAACGGAGUAAAGAGUCUCCACUUGAUCUGAAAGGAACAGAUAAACUGGCAUCACAUUUGGACACAUAUGUGGCCACAGAUCUUUCUAUCCUCGCCGAGGAAGUUGUGGAGGGAAUUUGUUUGGGGCAUGCCUAUGGCCGAAAAUCGAGUGCCGCAGCCGACAUGCCGGUGGUCAUGUCUAGCAAUAGCGCUAAAGCGCCUAUCCCUUCAUCCAAUGUGGAUGUAAUCAUCGACAUGGCCCAUAAUGAUUGGGUCUAUAGGACUCAGCCAGGAGCAUUACGUCGAAUUAUAAUGAACCUAUUUGGAAACGCCAUGAAGUACACCGACCAAGGACGAGUCACCUUAAGCUUAGAGGCCUCCAGUCAUUCAGAGGGUCGAUCGCGACGACAAGGACUGGAAGACAUCGUCACUUUGACAGUUGCCGACACUGGCAGAGGUAUUUCGGAAGAGUUUUUGCGUGGUAAACUGUAUACGCCGUUCGCCCAGGAAGACUCACUAGCAGUUGGGACAGGACUGGGACUUUCCAUCGUUCGCAGUCUCGUGAAGGCCCUAAAUGGACAUAUUCGUGUCCGCAGUCGCCCAGGUGAAGGAACCAUUGUGCGCGUAUCUCUGCCCUUGGCAAGGCCAGUGGGCGAGGAGAGUCCAGCUAUUGAACAACACGCGUACAACAUGCAGCACAAGGAAAUUUUGAUGCAAACGCUAUUCCUUCGGGAAGGUUACCCGGAUAAAAAGAUCGCCUUUUGGGGCACUGACCCGUCCAACCUGACCGAUCCUUGGAUUGAAAUCGCGCGAUUCAUGACUGAUUGGUUCGAUCUGGAAAUUGCUCCUUGGCCACCGACGUUUGCUAUUGACAUCCUGGUUGUCCAAGAAUCGGAUUUACCGGAAUUGCGACAGAGCAUGUUAGCAGCACUUCCGGCCCUCCUUAUCCUCUGUGAUCGAUCAAUUGACUACACUUUGGCCCGCUCAGAGUGGCUCCCUCUCUCAUCCUCUGUUGAUAUUAUUCGACGCCCAUGCGGGCCUCAUAAGCUUGCCCGGAGCGUGUUGAAAUGUCUUCAACAUGGCCAGUCAGCGGUCGUUACUCCAGCUUCUGUUUUGCAAAACCCGAUGGAAAUGCCAAUUCGCAGCUAUUCCAAUUCUAUGACUGCUGGGUCCUCGGCACCCACUGGGGCCUUUUCAUCGUUGUCUGAAAUUUUGUCAGAUGCCACCACAGAGAAUGUCAGCGCUGGUCCGCAAUCAACGAGAGAAAUCUCUCCCGGUUCACCCUCAGUUAUCACUGCGUCACCACGGGACAUAGUUGCAGCACCUCUGCCUGGGCCCUUGGCCGAAACCGCCAGGGAACCACUGAGACCAUCCCGUGUUCUUGUUGUUGAUGACAACCGGAUUAAUCUCAAUUUGAUGAUGACGUUCAUGAAGAAACGUCGCCUCACGGAACUCGGAGCAGCAGAGAAUGGCAAGCUAGCGGUUGAGGCAGUAGAGCAGAUGCCAACUGGCUACGAUAUUAUAUUCAUGGAUAUGUCAAUGCCGGUCAUGAAUGGGUUUGAGGCUACUCGUGCUAUUAGGUCUCUAGAAAGAGAUCAUGAUGGGCGGACGCCAGCUGUUAUCAUCGCCCUGACUGGUUUGAGCAGCUCUCGUGACGAAUCAGAAGCACUGGCAUCUGGCGUGGAUAUGUUCCUCACCAAACCCGUUUCCUUCAAGGAGGUUUCUCGCCUUCUUGAUGAGUGGGAGAAGAAUGGAUUGAAGUUUGAACGAAAGUCGGCAGUCUAG